ACCCGUUUUAUCACGUGAUCAGAGUGGGCUUGAGCCCUAGCGAGCUUUUUUAGUCUGGACGGCUCGCUUAGCCCGAGGUGCGGACCCAGCUAAAUACUCUCCGACUUCCGCUCAACUUUUUUCUUUCCUUCCUUGUACCUACCAACCCAACCAACAACAUCACCAAGGACGAUUGACGACCUUUCGCACUCGCCAUGCCUCCCAAGUUCGAUCCCAAUGAGGUGAAGAUCAUCCACCUGCGUGUGACCGGUGGUGAGGUCGGAGCCCAGUCCGCCCUGGCUCCCAAGAUUGGUCCUCUCGGUCUGUCCCCCAAGAAGAUCGGUGAAGAUAUCGCCAAGAACACUGGUGACUGGAAAGGUCUCCGUGUGACCGUGCGUCUCACCAUCCAGAACCGUCAGGCUCAGGUCUCCGUCGUGCCCUCCGCCUCUUCUCUGGUCAUCAAGGCCCUCAAGGAGCCCCCCCGUGACCGUAAGAAGGAGAAGAACAUCAAGCACAACAAGUCCAUCCCUCUGGACGAGAUCAUCGAGAUCGCCCGCAAGAUGCGCUUCCGCUCUCUUGCUAAGGAGCUCCAGGGUACCGUCCUGGAGAUCCUCGGUACCGCUUUCUCCGUUGGUUGCCAGGUUGAUGGCCGCAGCCCCAAGGAUGUCUCUGACGACAUCAAGGCUGGCGAGAUUGACAUCCCCUCCGAGUAAAUGGUCAAUAUACCCCGGCGGUCAUGAUUUCAUGUCGACAUGCUAGCUAGGAGAAUAUGAUCAUCUCUUGACAACCCUAUCUUACGAAGUAAUGACAAGAUUCCCAAUUGUGUUCUGCAAAUUGAUGCUUGUUCCGGUUCACGUAUACUACCUCUCCCUCCGUGAUUACCGUGUUUUACUUGCCGUAUCAAUGCGAGUCAGAACACGGGCAAUCUACAACCCCCUCAACACAACCUUUGCAACACUCUGGCCCGUACUGUCCCUUUCCCGCCUUCUGGCCUUGGAUUGGACUGAGUGCAUCGUGGUAUAGGCUUAUUUUAAGCAAAGAAGAUCAAAUCGACCUACUACUCACCGCGGUAUCUUCGCAGGAUGUCUCGUGCAUCUUUCUGUGGAUACAGUGGUCCAUUUAUCCGGUCAACAUCACAAAUACAUACUUUGGCUUUUGUCUCAGGGAUUCGUAGUAGUCUAGCUAGCUCGUAAAAAUCCAAUGAAGAUGAUUAUCUGUGAAAUAUUCAAUAUUCGGU
Molecule: messenger RNA, 1216 nt
Organism: Aspergillus melleus
Lineage: Eukaryota; Fungi; Ascomycota; Eurotiomycetes; Eurotiales; Aspergillaceae
Gene: RPL12
Product: 60S ribosomal protein uL11
Exons: 5
Coding region: 195-692 (165 amino acids)
Biological process (GO): translation
Cellular component (GO): ribosome; cytosolic large ribosomal subunit
Molecular function (GO): structural constituent of ribosome; large ribosomal subunit rRNA binding
Source: RefSeq, a predicted model, not a curated record